AUGUUAUUCACCCGCUGUCUGCUAGCGGUCACGACAAUCAACAGUAGCACGGCAUCGGCAGCCGGCCGCCUUAUUCGCAUCAGGAAGAAGUCAAAAUGGAUUGACAGGAGAAGCAAGCGGAUUCCGCAUAACGGAAAGGAUGUGUGGCAGUUUGGCGAACAACCCAGUUGCGCGCUAUGCCACGUGCGGUUCAGGUUUAAGCAAGACUACGAGGCACAUAAGGAAAGUGAACUUCAUCAAAACCGUCUGCGGUGGGUGGAGACUAUGAAAUGGUGGGAGGAAAUCGGGGAACCCCACCAUCAGCAGCACGCGGCAUCGGAGUGGGAAUGGUUCCGGCAGCGCGUUUUACCCGCUAAAGCCGCAGCAAUGGGAUUGUCAGAAGAGGAUGCGGCGAGGGAAUUGCGGCGUGCUGUUAUGCAUGAGACACCUCGUUGGUACUCCCGCAUCCAGCCCCCGAAUGCCCGAUCGGAGAUAAAGGAACCGAGGGACCAGCGUUGGCCAUCAUCGCCGAAAUGGUAG
Trypanosoma brucei brucei TREU927 is the source of this 519-nucleotide messenger RNA. RefSeq lists its product as hypothetical. The record is from RefSeq and is a predicted model, not a curated record. Lineage: Eukaryota; Euglenozoa; Kinetoplastea; Trypanosomatida; Trypanosomatidae. The coding region runs from base 1 to 519 and encodes 172 amino acids. The transcript has a single exon.